Rasamsonia emersonii CBS 393.64 is the source of this 675-nucleotide messenger RNA. Its product is annotated as Eukaryotic translation initiation factor 6. Gene Ontology annotation, biological process: cytosolic ribosome assembly; maturation of LSU-rRNA; maturation of 5.8S rRNA. NCBI's taxonomy places the organism in Eukaryota, Fungi, Ascomycota, Eurotiomycetes, Eurotiales, Trichocomaceae. Gene Ontology annotation, cellular component: nucleolus; preribosome, large subunit precursor; cytosol. Gene Ontology annotation, molecular function: ribosomal large subunit binding. The transcript has 5 exons. The coding region runs from base 1 to 675 and encodes 224 amino acids. The record is from RefSeq and is a predicted model, not a curated record.
AUGGCGGUUCGUGCGCAGUUUGAGAACUCCAACGAUGUUUUCGAGGCGGAAUUACAAGACGUCAUUCCGAUUUGCCAUGCAACGAUCGCUGGUACCCGCAUUGUUGGUCGGUUAACCGCUGGGAAUUGCAUCACUCUUUUUUUUUUUGAGGCAGGGGGAUACAUACGGCUAACCGCAAUUGAACUUGAUAUACAGCAACCGCAAGGGUCUCCUCGUGCCAACCUCGACUACAGACCAAGAAUUGCAACACUUGCGAAAUUCUCUCCCAGACUCGCGCUCAUACAUCCCGAUCUUGAACGGGAAACGGAAGAGAUAAUUGCCGAUGUACUGGGGGUCGAAGUCUUCCGCCAAACCAUUGCCGACAACGUUCUCACAGGCUCGUAUAUGGCUCUCUCCAACCAAGGAGGCAUCGUUCACCCGAAAACAUCCAUUCGCGACCAGGAUGAACUUUCAUCCUUGCUACAAGUGCCCCUUGUUGCUGGCAGUGUCAACCGCGGCAGCCCUGUCGUGGGUGCUGGGAUGGUCGUCAAUGACUGGCUGGCCGUUACCGGUCUCGACACGACUGCCACCGAGCUGAGUGUCGUGGAGAGUGUCUUCCGCCUUGGUGAAAUGGGUGCCAAGGGUCUUGGGAUGGGAAAUGUCAACAAAGAGAGUAUUGUGGAGAGUUUCUAUUAA